Messenger RNA from Danio aesculapii, 2183 nucleotides. It is a transcript of the gene hspa14, whose product is annotated as heat shock protein 14. The coding region runs from base 51 to 1565 and encodes 504 amino acids. The record is from RefSeq and is a predicted model, not a curated record. Gene Ontology annotation, molecular function: ATP binding; ATP hydrolysis activity; ATP-dependent protein folding chaperone. Gene Ontology annotation, biological process: protein refolding; cellular response to unfolded protein. Gene Ontology annotation, cellular component: cytoplasm; ribosome. The transcript is spliced from 14 exons. NCBI's taxonomy places the organism in Eukaryota, Metazoa, Chordata, Actinopteri, Cypriniformes, Danionidae.
CCGUUUCAUUUGCAUACAGAUACCGGCUUCCGGUUGAAUUCAUCGGAAGCAUGGCUGCCAUUGGAGUGCACUUUGGAUACACAUGUGCCUGUGUCGCUGUAUUUAAGGAUGGACGAGCAGAUGUUGUAGCCAAUGAUGCAGGAGACAGAGUCACUCCAGCUGUGGUGGCCUACAGAGACACUGAACAGAUAGUGGGAAUCGCUGCAAAGCAGGGCAGAAUACGAAAUGCUGCCAACACCGUUGUUAAAGUGAAGCAGAUCCUGGGUAGACGCUAUGAUGACCCAGAUGCACAAGCACACAAAGAGGAAAGCAAAUGUGUUGUUGUCAACAAGAGUGACCUUCCCAGAUAUGAAAUCGACACUGGAGAGACGACCAAAUAUGUGUCACCUGAAGACGUCGCGAAAUUGAUCUUCCAUAAAAUGAAAGAAACGGCCCAGUCAGCCUUGGGUUCGGAUGUGAAAGAUGCUGUCAUAACUGUGCCUUUUGAGUUUGACGAGAUGCAGAAAAGUGCACUCAGGCAAGCUGCAGAAAGCUCCGGCUUCAAUGUGUUACGGCUGAUUCACGAACCCUCCGCUGCUCUUCUAGCUUACGACAUCGGCCAGGACUCACCACUGGGGAAAAGUCAUGUUCUGGUGUAUAAACUGGGAGGCACAUCGCUCAGCGUCACCGUGCUGGAGGUGAACAGCGGGGUUUACCGUGUUCUCGCCACACAGACAGACCACCAGACUGGUGGAGAAAGCUUCACACAGGAGCUCGCUCAACACCUCGCCGCAGAGUUCAAGAAGACUUUUAAGCAGGAUGUGAGUGGUAACCCGCGAGCGAUGAUGAAGCUGAUGAACAGCGCUGAUGUGGCUAAACACACUCUCUCCACGCUAGGCAGCGCAAACUGCUUCGUGGACUCGCUUUACGAUGGCAUGGAUUUUGAGUGCAAUGUGUCCAGAGCCCGUUUUGAGCUCAUCUGCUCCAGCCUGUUUAAUAAAUGCAUCCAGCCAAUUAAAAGUCUCCUGGAGCAAGUCAGCCUGUCCACCUCUGAUGUCAACAAGGUGGUUUUAUGUGGAGGAUCAGCUCGUAUCCCGAAGCUGCAGCAGAUGAUCCGGGAUUUGUUCCCAGACGUGGAGCUGCUGAACUCCAUCCCGCCUGAUGAGGUGAUUCCGGUCGGCGCUGCCAUGCAGGCAGGAAUCCUGGUGGGAAAAGACAGUCUGGCUUUGGGAGAAGACUCCAUCACUGUGGACUGCUGUGCCAGCGACAUCACCCUUAAAGAAGUGGAUGACUCUGGACUGGAGGUUUUCACUGUUUUGUUUCCGUCUGGCACUCCUCUGCCCGCCCGCCGCCAGCACACGCUGCAGGGUCCUGGCAGUCUGUCGUCAGUGCGGCUCCAGCUCUUCCAGGCACAGCAGCCAAUCGCACAGAUUGUACUUGGAGACCUGGAACCGAAAGAAGAGCUGCAUGAUAUCGUCACAGUGCUGACUAUGAAGAGGGAUGGUUCACUUCAUGUAACGUGCACAGAGCAAGGCAGUGGCAGAUCUGAGGCUAUCACCAUUGAAACAGCUGCAGCAGCAUCUUAACCUUCAAUCAGGACAACAUUAUACCAUACAGUAAACACCUGCAUCUCACGCUGUUUGAGGGUUCACCUUUAACUCAAGCACACAUGCUCAUGUGUUAUAAACUUAUUUAUACUCGUGUUGAUCCAAAUCUGUGAACGCAAUGAAGAUUCAGCUUUUGCAUUUACACUGACCAAAAAAUUUGGAGCAGAUCCUUUUGUUUUUUCCCAUUUCAGAACAUAAAAAUUGAGCAUGUGAGUAAAUAUCGGCAGUAUUUCUCCUAUAUUAACCAGUUUAAUUUGUAUACUCGCACAUUUUUUUACUAGCAGUCGUCAUGUUCUCUUGUUUGUGAUCUGUUGGUUUAUAUUAGAUGAUUCUUCUAAUGUGCCUUCAUUACAGUAGUCGUGUGUUAAUGGCACAGGCCAAAUCAUUGGAGGAGUUAAGGAAGUCUGUAGUUUACUGGUGCCAGUGAAAGCAUGCACAAUAUUGUUGGAGUGAUGUAGAGAUGGAGAACCAGCUGCUGGUGGUUUUGUGUGUGCUUCCUGAUCUGGGUGCAGUCACAUUGAGCAGGUGCAGAAUUGACAGUGUUUGUCAUCGGUAACUGCAGUUGCACGCAAUAAAGAUCACAGAACAUAAACCACA